AUAAGCUACCCGCUCUGAUCGAAAACGGGGUUAAUUCUCUGUGGAUUCUCAGAAAGGUGUAGCUAGAGGACUACAUACAUCAUGGUAGCGACAUUUUUCUUCUUUCGUUCUCUAUACGCCUUGAUAAACGUUUCCGCCUCUUACAACACGAACCUAUACCUAUUGGAGCAACGAGAAUUUAUUUUAGCCAAUCCUUCAGACGGCCAAAAUCGUAUCUUGGGUUCGCAGAUGGGCAUCGCCUUGGAGCAGAUUAUGCUGAUUGCAAUUUGGGGCGUCAAGACUUGCAUCUGGCUGUUUCUGAGACGUCUAUGCCGUCAACUGCCUCGCCAUGUUCUGGAUUUCACGACCGCCUCCCGGGCGCAAGCUGCUUCUCUCAACUGUCUUCUCCAUGGCCAUCUUCACCGUCGUCGCCGCCAUCCUAAACAAGUAAGUUGGCCCUCACCGCCGAGCGAAGCCGUCUCAGCUAGCAUGGAUGGGAGUCAGGGGUGAGUUGUUUGGGAUUUUCCCGAUUGCGCUUCUCCCCUUUAUUCAGACCCUCUUCGCCCCCACGUAAUGAGCUCGAUUGAUGGAAGGGGGAUAGGUAAGGAAGCUAGCCGCUUACCCCGGGGCACGUGUCUAGCGAAGCGACAGCACCCCCAAAUCAAAUUUAUAUAAAAAUAUCGAUAAAGACCAAAACAAAUCCAAAAACCCUCCG
This is a messenger RNA of Amorphotheca resinae ATCC 22711, 694 nucleotides long. RefSeq lists its product as hypothetical. NCBI's taxonomy places the organism in Eukaryota, Fungi, Ascomycota, Leotiomycetes, Helotiales, Amorphothecaceae. The record is from RefSeq and is a predicted model, not a curated record. Bases 82 to 489 code for a protein of 135 amino acids. The transcript is spliced from 3 exons.